Molecule: messenger RNA, 7829 nt
Organism: Neolamprologus brichardi
Lineage: Eukaryota; Metazoa; Chordata; Actinopteri; Cichliformes; Cichlidae
Gene: prr36b
Product: proline rich 36b
Source: RefSeq, a predicted model, not a curated record
UCAGCCUUCUCCUCAGCCUGUCCAUCCAUCCGUUCACCGGUCUACUAUCGUGUGUGUGUGUGAGAGGAGCAAAGCCUCAUUCUCCUCCUUUCUUCCUUUCAGGGAACGCGCAUCACUUGUGAAAAACGGCGCUUGAGACCUAGAAGUUUUUUUUGUCUAACGUCUCGGCUCUAUUUGCUCAGCUCUCCCGCGAUUUUCCGCCCCUCAUUCCCGGUUUCGUUUUUAAUUCCCAUCCUCACUUUCUGUCGUUAUUUUUUGCCGGACUCGAGGAUCCAGGCUGGGUGUACCGGCUAACACUUGGGCGUAGCUGGAGAGGAUUUUGCUAGCUCGUCGCUGCACUAACCGACUAACCCUUAACAUCUGCAGAACGCAUCUUGACCUGUGGCUGUCCCGCGCAACUUACCCCAGUCAGCCCUGCCUUGCAGUGUCAGACCACGGCCAUUCGAGGGGAGAUGAAGCCGGAUGGGGUUGCCACGGCAGCGCUGGAGCCAAUGGAAACAUUGGAAUCCAAUCCCGUGAAUGAUGGCGCACCACCCGGGGAGCCCAAUCAGGCAGCCAGCGGGGUGGAAGAGGUGAUGCCACAGCAGCUGGGGGGUGAAGGAGAUCAGGAAAAAACACAGGGAGACCAGGCCAAGGAAACCCCAGCUGCCAAGACCAACAACAAGACCUCGGGAGACCCCAAAGCCAAGAGUACCAACAAGACCGCGACCAAGACGAAACCCGGCAACACCACUCAAACCAAGGCUACAACCGGCUCACGGCCCAACACAUCGCAGAGCCGCGUCUCAAACGGUGUGUCCAAACCUCAGACCAACGGUGUUGCUAAGAAGACCACGCCUGCAGCGGACAAAAAGAGCACCCUGACCUCAGCUUCGUCGAAAAAACCAACAGGAACUGCCGGCGCCCCAGCCUCCAAAACAUCGGCUAAAGUGUCUGAGAAGAAAGCCACGGGGGCCGCUCCUGCCACCAACGGCGCAAAGUCAACCACCGGAACGACAGCAGCCAAAAAGACCCCAUCUACAAAUGCUAAUGGUGUCAAAUCCAAUACCGCUGCAGCAGCUGCUAAAAAGCCCCCAGCUCCCAAGCCUGCCUCUGCAACUUCCACCAAGCCCGGCUCUGUUGCCUCACCCAAACCCGAUAAGCCCCCCGUUUCCAAGACAACCAGGCCUACAACCGGCACAACUUCAUCCCCUCGUCCUGCUACGGGCUCAUCUCGGCCACCUACUAGCAGCAACGCCAAGAGCUCCCCUGCUACAACCAAACCUGCCACUCCUAAAACUCCCUCUGCCACCGCCAAGCCGGCUACCCCCAAACCAACCUCCACUACCCCCUCUGGUGGCAAACCUCCAUCUCAAACAUCCAAAACCACAACCCCUGUGAAAAAAGAUGUCACCAAACCAUCCACGCCAGCAGCCAAAAAGCCUGCAGACUCCCCCCUUACUCGCCCUUCUUCUACAACGAAGUCAGCAAAAUCCGAGACUUCCAAGUCCGCUUCAAAAUCAGAGGUCACUGCCAAAAAGCCUGCUACUAACAAGCCAGCAGACACCAAAACACCUAACCGCCCCAAAACACAAGAGAGCAAGCCUACACCAGCUAAGACUCCUGGCUCCAAAACCAAGACCUCCAGCCCCAAGAAAACUGUGGGAAGCAGCACACCAACUCCUGUUAAACGCGCCCCUAAAGCUGCCACAGCCGCUGAACCUGAAAAGGAAGUUGCCGCAGCUGUAGCUGCUGCAGCAGCGAUUGCUGCCACAGCAGCUGUUAUUGCUGUGCCAGAACAACCAGAGCCUCCUGCAGAAGUAGCUGUGGAGCCAUCCAUUACAACUCCUGAAGAAAAAUCAGCAGAGCUCACACCAGAACCAGAACUAGUCUGUGCACCAGUGGCGGAAUCAGUUUGUGAACCAAAACUAGAACCCGCACGGGAAUCCACACCAGAACCCGCCAGGGAACCUACACCAGAACCUGCAAGAGAACCCACAGCAGAGCCUGUCAGGGAACCCACACCAGUAUCUGUAAGAGAACCCACACCAGAGCCUGUCAGGGAACCCACACCAGUAUCUGUAAGAGAACCCACACCAGAGCCUGUCAGGGAACCUACACCAGAGCCUGUCAGGGAACCUACACCAGAACCUGCAAGAGAACCCACACCAGAACCUGUAAGAGAACCUACACCAGAACCUGCUAGGGAACCUACUCCAGAACCUGUACAAGAACUAAUUUCACAUCAAGAAGAAGAACCAUUCCCCGAGGCAUCUGUAGAUCUCCUGUCUGACCCACCAGCAGAGGAGGCAGAACUGGUCCAUGAAGCAGUGUGUGGUGUUCAGCUCCCUGCACAGAUAGAUCCUUUCAAAUUUGAGGAGCCUGCCAACGACUCCCUGGGUACUACCGUCAUGUCUCCUCCUUGUUCCCCACAAGGCCCUGCUUCUCCUGUCAGAGACCAACAGAAUGCCUACUCUCUCCUGGGCACCCAUGUCCACUCUGAUCCCUGGAACAUAAACCAAAGCCCAAGCAGUAUGAUGAACUUCCAGAGAGAAGAGGAACAGUGCCAGCAGUUUGAGGCUCAGGAGACACAAGAGGAGGAAGAGGACGAAGAGCAGGAAGAAGAAGAGAAGGAAAACUUGUUUAUGCAUACCCCCGCAGCUCCCGAGGCCUUUAAUAACACAGUGCAACCUCACUUAUUGGGUGCCUCCCCUCUGGAUAAUUUCAGCCCCAGAGGCCUGAUCUCUCCUCAUGAAAAGGAGGAGGCCGUGGAAAAGGCAGAUGAGGAAAUCAACGAGGAUGAUGAUGAGGAUGAUGAUGAUGAAGAUGAGGAACAAAGGAGACUGGGCUAUCAGCCUUCGUCUUUGAUCACUGACAUGAGCACGUCUCAGCCCUCUGACGACUUCCAAGUGCGCUCCUCUGCCUUUGGAGGUUCAACAGGGUGGCACGGUGACGACUUGCUGUCUGGGAUGGACUCCGAGGAUGUGAGCAGCUGCACCAGCAGCCGACAGCAGGGGGUCUCAGACCUUAGUAGCACCCAGCAUACCGCAAUUCUGGAGGGCACCCAGAGUUCAGAUGCCCUGGUUGACACUAGCCUCCGUGGUUCUGAAGGAGAUGGUAACCUCAUGGGUUCUCCCAAUGUGGAAACCCUAGCCAAUGAAGAAGAGGACGAGGAUGAUGAGGAUGAGCGGGUGGACGAUAUGGAUUUGAGCUCUGAGAGGGUAGACGAACACCAUAAAGUUUUCCAGGAGCAAGGGCAAGAUGAGGAAGAGGAUGAAGACGUGGAAAUGCGCAGUGAAGGAGUGAUGGAGAGCUGUGAGAAUGAGGAUGACUUUAAUGAGGAGGCACAUUUAGAUAACCUCAAUCAAUCGGGUCCUCCGCCCUCCAUCCCGGCAUCCUCCUGGGGCCAGACCAACCCCUUCUGUGAUACCUGGGCUCAGCCAGCCUCACUGCUCUCCGUCUCCUCCCCCAGCCCCGUGUCCGACCACGGUGCUGCUGAGUCUGAAGCGCCCACCCAGUCUCCUGCCCAGGCAUGUUUGGACGUCAGCGCCCCAUCCUUUGCUCCUGAGAUGGAGCAAGAAACCAACCUUCAUCAGUCAUCAUAUGAGGAGACAAAGGGCUCAGUUCCUGCAGAGGCUCCCACCCUACUUGCUGCCCCACCUGUAGGCAUGUCCCAGUCCAGCACUCUAAGCGGCACGGCUCUGGCAGCCCAGAGCAGCAGCGAGACAAGCACACCAGAGGAACUCCGUGACUAUGACAGCAGCUCUGGAGUAGAGUCCCGCUCUGACAAGCAGCAGACCCCAGUGCCCGCUUCGGUUCAGCCUGACAUGGAGCAGGAUCUCGGUAUUCACUUAGAAAAAGGCGACGGGGAAGAGGAGGAAGCCGAGACGCUCCCCGCCGACGAGGUCCUGGGCACUGGACCCCCAACUGCUCCUGCAUCCGCCCCUUCUUCCCCUUCCACCUCGGGAGACGAGGCCAGCGAUACAGAAGGGGAGAUGCAAAUAAAUGACCCUGAAGCACCCAUGAUGGUAGAUGAAAGUGCCGGGUUUGAGAGUCCUCCUCAGACGUGUAGCCUGCCCGCUCUCGAGGAGGACGAAGAGGCUGGGGACACACCAGCUGGGGAGGGUGAGGAGGAUGGGGGUGGGGCCACCCCUCAGUCAGCCAAUUCUGUAGCGUCUUACGGCUUCGACUGCACCACAUCCAACUCCAACGCCCACUCCAUGGCUGAGAGCUGCGGGAAGAGCCCUGGAAUCUUCUCCUUGGAGAACGAGGAGCAGCUGCCAGAGGAGGCCAAAGACCCCUCCCUCAUCAAGGAGCUGACGCUGCCAUCGGCUGCCACCUCCGCCCUUGCAGAGGACCUGCUGGGCAGAUCUGUGGACCUGAUGCCUUUGGGUCACCCGGAGGACAACCAUCCCAGUCUAGAUGACCACCACUACAUGCUGGGAGGGAAGAUUGCAGCAGACCAGCUGGAGGACAUCGAUCCAGUCGAGGCCGAGGAAUCUGGAGACACCGGCGACAACCAGGCGUCCUACUACUCUACCAUAUCUGAUAAGACUGAUAGUUUUCUGGCAGGAGAUUGGAAGAGAUAUGAAGUGGACGAAGCUCACAGAUGGCAAAAACACUCACAGGAAGACAACCAGAACCAGAACCACACUGCUGCAGCUCCCAUAGCGAAUGGUCACUACUUGGCAAUGGUCCCGGGCAACAGGAGGCCCAUUGAUCCGACUCUUGCUGCCCAUUUUGCCAAAAUUGCUCCCCCUCCAUCUCUGACCGGUGCUGCUGCUGACGGUCACGCUGGCGGAGAACAGCUGAAGAGGUUGGAGCAACACCAGGAAAAGCUGAGGGAGAUGCAGCAGCGCCAGGCGCAGGAGAGGCAGAAGAGGCAGUGGCUGGAGGAAGAGCAUCUGAGGCUGGAGCAACAGAAGCAGCUGGAGAAGCAGCGCAGGGAGCUCCUCCAGCUGCAGCUGCAGCAGCAACAGCAGGAGCACCGCCACCGCAGGCAGGUCCUGCAGUGGCAGCUGGAGCUGGAGCAGCAGUACCGUAUGCAGCAGAAACAGAUCCAGCAGCAACAGCAGCUCAGGAGGAGCCCGACCGGAGUGAUGCUCUCCCCUUCCUCGGGGCUCUGCACCAUCUACGAAGCCAUGGAAACCAGCGACGAGGAGGACGAAGCCAGAGGGGAGGUGAGAAGGAGGGGGCGGUCCCCCCACCGGCAGCAGCACCUGCGCCCGGUGCCCCCGCAGGAACUGGAAUGGAAUAAGAAGGUGGACAUGGUCCAGCAGCUCAUCAACCAGACCAUGGUGCUGUCUGGUGAUACAGACUGCCCUCCGCUCCUCCUCCUCCCUGUGGGGUCUGGGGGCACCCUAAGCCCCCUGGAGAGCAGCAUGUGGCCCAGUUUGUUUCCCCAGUUCAGCCCUCCUACCGCUACAGUCACAUCUGUCAGCAGCUACUCCCCAGACAGCCAGGGCAGCUCCCCAAUCAGUGACUGGACUGUGGUCGAGGUGGAGACCCAUCACUGAACAAGGGAGGCGGAGAAGCACAUCAAUAAAUCGGUGCGAGGAACAGUUUCACAUAUUUACGAAUAUCUGUUUUUAAUUUUUGGCACAGGGUUAGGUGAGAAGAUUGAUACGACUCUCACUGCUGUUCUGCUCAGUCGAGCCACAGUUAUUCUAAGAAAUUGAAAUCUACUGGCAAAGAUGGAGGGAAAUGUAUCCAAAUAAGCUCACAAAUAAAUCUGUAUGGAAGCAAAGCACAAAGACGACAACUGACCUUUUAUUUGAUGGGGUUAAACGGUCCCCUCCUGUGUGGUGAACUGCUGACACCAGGAUUUGGUGUGGAUUUCUGGAGGCUCUGAGUUCAUGUGAUGAGGUUCACCGAUGGGAGGGCCUUGGAACACAAAUAGGAGAGCUGCAGGAAGCAUUUUCUACAUACAGCCACACACCAGAGCCAAAAGGGUGAUAUUGAUCUACUCAUCUAAUGCUGUGCCAAAAUCUCACGCUGUUAUUCAUGAGCAGCGUGCAUCAUACGACUGAACUCCUCUCACAGAUCUGAUCUGCUUAUUUUAAUGUGCCAUCGUUACUGAAGCCAUACGAGAAUUUUACGGAUAAGCCGGAUACUUGAUUUAACCAUAAGACCAUACCAACCUGGUCUUCAACAGAUUACUUGUAGUAGAACAUAUUCACUGUAGAUGACCCCAUGUAAUUGAUUACUGUAACCCAGACAUGCAUUCUGUCAUACCGUCGCCUCACAUUAGAGCAUGUUCUCCUUACCAGAAGCACUUAACAUCUGUCCUCAGCUGUCUUACUCUGAAAUGCGCUGGAUCUACUUUAGCAGCCCUGUUGUCUCUUGUGUCGUGUGGGUGCAGCGCUCCACGUUGUUGUCUCUUUUGUAUCUAGACCAAACACUGGUCGCGCUCUCAAACGAGAGACUGAGCUAUGACAAAUUGCACUGGUUUUCUACCGUUGUUUAUUCGCUGUUAUGGUCUUUGCCAAAGUAUUUAUACAGGUAAGUAGUGUUGUGUUACAUAGCCAGUACUGUUGAUAGAUGAUUAUUUUUUUCUGGGCUUUUACAUCCCCCCCAAAUCCCCAUAGUGAAAUACCUAAAUCGGUGUAUUGUGUCCCCCUACAAACACCAGUCUCUGCUGAGUGUUACUGUGACUAUACUGGACAAGCAGGUUUUCAUGGACUUAAUAGAGCUGUCAGUCACGGAGGAAGAGGGAGGCGUUAAGGAGAAGAAGGGCGCUCCUUGUUCUGCUGUGAGGGGUGAGGGAAGGCGUACAAGGGUGCAGGGCUGGUUGGCAGGGGGGAGAGUUGUCCUCCCUCACACAUUCCGAAGUUAUAACCUCAUUUCCUGGGUCGCCCAGUGUUCAGGGAGUCGCCGAGGUUACAGAUGACAUCAUGGUGGGGGGAGAAGAAGAGGAGAUGCGGAGAUGAGACAAUGCACCCACUCUGAGGCUGUGGGGAGUGGAGGGUGGAGGGCAGUCCAAGUACCAACCUCUAUAUUUCUUUUAUUAAGUAUAUUAAUAUAGUCUGUGAAGAGUUUCUAUAUGUUUCCCUUUGUUAUCAUAUUUUUUAAAAGAGGUGUUUAUUUGUAUCAGUCAGGUAAUGAGAACAUGGCAGCCUGUCUGAUAUUUAAAUGUGUUGAGUGAAGAAAAAAAAGCACCUGUGUUUCUCUUUGUGUCUGCACAAGGUAGGUGAUGUCUGUCUGGGAUGAUCGAAGUGAAGAAACACCGCCACCUGUUGGCAGCACAUGUGACACACUGACCCAUUCUUCCACUUACACAGCCUGUGAAUCUCUUGCAGUGACAUCAUUAUAGCUAAUGGGCUUUUCCUUUAUCUACUGCUACUGUAAGCAAAGUGCCCGUUUAUAUGAGUCUGAAGUCUCCUAAAUGAAUAUUGUAAAAAGCAGAUUAUAUUUCAAAGUGCAUACAGAAUAUAGUUUUCCAAAAAUAUUUGUACUACAGCUGGACUAUGCAUGUGUUGUGUGGCCUCUGCUGUUGUAUGCUGCUUUCUAUCAUAUCAUUAAGAGUUUGUUUUUUUCUGAAAAGAUCAACAUACGAGCAAGCGUAACUAGUGCAUGUGUGAUUAGAGUAGACUUAUAUGUGCACCUUUAUUGUCAAAGUACAGUCUACUCCGCCUCAAGCCACUUUACACAGAUAUUUUUGUGUACCUUUGCUAUUGAAUUUCAUAUGAAUCUAUACAAAAUUGCUGUUUACAUUCUCAGUAUUUUGAUAUUCAGUGUGCGAGUGAUCGUCAUCCUCUUCUUUAGUACUGGAGAAGCUUUCUUUGUUGUGCCAGUGUUCCAGAUCAUUUUAAAGUAUAAAAUGUCAAAACUUUUAUGCUUUCAAUAUUAAA